Messenger RNA from Mytilus californianus (California mussel), 7938 nucleotides. Its product is annotated as calsyntenin-1-like. Gene Ontology annotation, cellular component: cell surface; postsynaptic membrane. Gene Ontology annotation, molecular function: kinesin binding; X11-like protein binding; calcium ion binding. NCBI's taxonomy places the organism in Eukaryota, Metazoa, Mollusca, Bivalvia, Mytilida, Mytilidae. Gene Ontology annotation, biological process: positive regulation of synaptic transmission; homophilic cell-cell adhesion; positive regulation of synapse assembly. The transcript is spliced from 17 exons. Bases 113 to 3055 code for a protein of 980 amino acids. The record is from RefSeq and is a predicted model, not a curated record.
UCAUGCAUUAGCAUAAACACAAACUAGCCAGCCAUUUUACCAUUACUCGACGACGAUCUGUUUGACAAUUUAUUGUUUUACUGGAAUACUUUAAAUACAUGAAGGCUUAAAAAUGAUACGAAGGACAUAUUUAUAUUUAUUAUGUUUAAUUUUAACAGAAUACGUAAUUUGUAUGUCGGAACCUAAUCUCCAUGAUCCUGUUAUUGAAUCUAGAACUAAGAACAAACGAGGCGUUCCAGUGCUACGUGGAACGAUUUUAGAAAAUGAAAGUACAGUUCAGUUGGAUCAGCCUUUACAGGCUACGGAUGCUGAUGAAAUGGGUGGAGCAAAAAUAAUAUGUGGAUACAGAGUUCUGUCAGCCAAACACAACUGUCCAUUUACAGUGCAAAUGAUAGACAGAAAAAAGGGCACAGCUGAAAUUAGAUUGAAAGAAGGACAGAAACUGAAUUUUGAGAAAAGAAUAAGAUAUAAAUUCUCAGUUGUAGCUUAUGAUUGUGGAGAGAUUGCUAGAGAAUCAGACAGGGCUGUUGUUUUUGUAAAAGUUUUAGACGUGGAUGAAUUUUCACCCAAGUUUGAGAAAACUAAUUUGUUUGCUGAUUUAAGAGAAGGGAAGUUAUACGAUUCCCUGGUUAAAGUUCAGGCAAUAGACCAAGACGAAUCUCAACAAUAUGGGAAAAUCUGUUCAUAUGAAGUUAUCACACCAGGAGUGCCAUUUUCAGUUGAUAAUGAGGGAACUGUUAAGAAUACAAGGGCAUUAUAUUACAAUGAAAUGCAUAGCUACAUUAUACAAGUGGUGGCCAAAGACUGUGGAGGCAAGAAAUCUAAACCAAUCUCUAUCAAUAUCAGAGUUAAGGAAGUCUGUAAAAAUGGAUGGAAAGAUUUUCCAUCAGCAAUGGAAUAUUUGCCCCAGUCUGGAGCCCAGAAGAUAGCUCCUCAUGCCAGCCUGGAUUGGUGUGAUGCCUGUGUGCCAGAGAAAGUCAGCCUAAAGAUGCAUCUGGCUACAAAACAUAUCGGUAAAGGAUGUGAUAGAGACACGUACUCUAUAGCUUCACAGAGGAAACUAUGUGGUGCCAGUGGUGAGAGUAUAGACUUAUUACCAUCUCCGGGAGUGGGUACAGGAUGGACCAAAAAUCUGCCCACUGAUGACGGCAAGGAAAGUGACCAGAUCUUCUAUUUCGAUGGAAAGACAAAUGCUGUUGAGGUCCCUAAGGCUUCAUUCAACCACACAUUACACAAACAUUUUACAAUUUCUACAUGGAUGAAACACACUUUUUCAGAAGACACAGAAUCAAAAAAGAAGACACAAAAGGAACAUAUUUUAUGUAACAGUGAUGGGGAUGGAAUGGACAGACAUCAUUAUUCCAUGUUUGUACAUGGAGAGAAAUUUGUUUUCUUACUGAGACGUGAAGCAGAGGAUGAAACGGACAUGGAUGUGUUUAAACCAGCUGAGUGGAGGUGGCACAUACCACAGAUCAAUGAUAACGAGUGGCAUCAUUAUGCUGUCAGUGUGGACUUCCCUGAGGUUAGAUUAUAUAUCGAUGGUAUGCUUCUGAUCCCAGAUACUUCUAAUGAAGAAAUCUUAGAUGACUGGCCAAUCCAUAAUUCAAAGAAAGUCCAUUUUACAAAACUUGUUGUUGGAGCCUGUUGGCAAGGAAAAGAAAAUGAAUUUGGUAAAUAUUUCCAUGGAUAUUUAGCUGGAUUGUCUAUACUGAAGGAUAAAACAGAGAGUGAAAGAGUUAUCAGAUGUUUAAAUGACUGUAAAGAAAACUUAGAAUUUCAUGCUCUGUCAGAAAUGGAAAGUGGUACAUCUGUAAGCUUCAACAGUGAAAUGACAGAGUUCAGUAUUACCAGUCAUAAUAUUACUGAAGUAGAGAGACUGCUGCAUGAAGUAUCAUAUAUCAACUCCAGACGAUAUCCUACACCCGGCAGACGUAAUAUUGAUAUGAGGACUUCUAUCUUAUGUAAAGAGAAAGAGACCAUUCUACCUCUAUCUGAGAGUUACAUAAUGGUACAACAAUCUGCUCAACCAACCUUAACCAUCCAAGGAAAGUCAAAUAUAGAUGCUUCCGUCAAAGAUCUGAAAGCUGGACGUAGAAUAUUUGAAGAUAUUGGCAUCAAUGUCGACAUGCAUAUUCAAGGUGACUUUGUGGAUGAAAUUUUGGAUGAUGGGAAUAAUGCGGUUCAGGACGACUUAAAUAAUUUAAAUUAUAGAGCUAAAGCUUAUAAGAUGCAGAAGAAAUUAGAGAAAAAAUUAAAAUUACAAAAAACCGUGCCAGACGAUGCCCUGCUACUGGACAGAUGUACAAUUAAAGCAGAGCCUCCACUUGAUUUCCACGUAGAGCAUAUGACAGUCCCUGUAGACAUCAUGUCACAAUUCAACAUGAAAUUAGAAUCCAGUGAAACAAACAGUGGAUUACAAAUUACAAACGCUGACAAGAUGAAGAAUUAUGAGUUAGUCCUACAAGGAGUGACUUAUGUCCAUAACAAUGCUGAAAUGUUAAGCAGCAGAAAGUUUGUACUCAGCUGUUCAUCACAGAAUGGUAGAUUUAUCAGUAAUGAUUUCCUCAUUAAGGUUGUAGCCAUGCACCAGGAACCCAUUCAGCCAGUUGCUGCACAUGCUGAGAAAUCUGUGCAACAUGUACAACAGUCACAACACAUGAACAUGCCAGUUAACUCUAUGGGAAUGGUUAAUAGCUCCUCUCCAAAUGUUGGUAUGGUAGCCAUUAUUGUUGUGUGUGUUGGUUUUCUGAUGUUUAUGAUUAUCUUGGGUGUAAUCAGGAUUAGAGCUACACACAGGAAGACCCAAGUUGUCCAGGUGGAAGACAAAUUAGAUAUGGAAUGGGACAAUACUGAACUAAAUAUCACCGAAAAUCCAAUGGAGAAAGAGGUAUUUGAUUAUGAAGAAGAAGCCAGUAAACCAUUACAGGAUGACAGUGAUUCAGAAGAUGAUAUCAGUAGUUACCAUGACAACAGCGAUAGUUCAGAGGAGGAGGAAACAGAAAGAAAACAGAAAAUGGGAGACUUAGAGUGGGACGAUUCUACAAUGUCCAUUUAAAUACUCUUAUCACCAUACUGAGAAAUUUGUAAUCUUUCUUUUUAAAUCAUGUGAAAGUUUUAUUAUUCAUACAGUUUUAUUACUUUUUAUUGGGUAUUGUGUUUACAAACAUGAAUUUAUUUUUUUUUAAGCUUAACCACAAGCUGUUGGAUUGUUUGUACAAUGAAGAUAAGAUUAUGCGAAGGGUUAGUUAGUGUCCAGUUGAAAAAAAAAAUGUCCUUAUUUAGCAAAGAAGUUGUUGGAAUGAUUAAUGGUGCUUAUUGUUUGUACUUAUUCACAUCUAUUUUAUUCAUUCAAACAAUUCAUGUGUUAAUACAUAUGAAAAGGACAUUCAAUUCCUAGCCAUAUCUAUAGAAACAUCCUUGGACAUAACUCCUUGACAUUUUCAAUGUUAAGUGUGUUUAUAUGGUAGAGAAGAUAGACGAUGAAAUAAAAAUAUUUGCCAGAAAAAAAAUAUGAAGGAAAAUAUCUACAUUAAGUAAGGCAUAAUGCUAUAUUUAUAGUGUUGAAUAUUUUUAUGCUUUUACACAAAGGUUUUAUAAUAGGAAUGAAAUAAAGUUUGCUUUUGGGGGGAAAAGGGAGAGAUGGGAAUUAAUUAGAAAUAAAGGUUGUUUUUUAUAAAGAAUAUUUUUAUCAUUCGUUUUUAUACAUUUCAUAAAUCAUGAUUGAAUCAUAAAAUAAUUAUGUGUUGCACAUCAUUAUAUGUUAGAUAGAAGACUUGCUUGUACAUUUGCUUUCUUUUCAAAGCACACACUAUGUUAACAUUUUGGGAGUUCCUAUAUUUGGAUUAUUUUCAUGUGCACUUACAUUCAAAAUUUAUGUAUUUGAGAAGGGUACACAUGUACUUCAAGGUCCAUUAAAAUUAAUCAAAAGCUAUAGUGACAUUCAAUUUGAAUUUAAUGUACUGCCCCCUUAAAAAACUACCAUUCAUGAAAUUUGUCAAACAAAAAACUGCUAAAACAAAACAAAAUACAAUGAAGUUAGUUAUAUUUUGAGGAUUGAAUUUUUAAUGAAAUCAUCUGAACAAAACACAAAUUGUUGGAAACAAAAUCCUCAAAUAUCACAAGUAGGGAAUUAUGGUAACAGAAAGUGUCGUAAAUAAAAUAUGCAUUAAGGCUUUAAUGAUUGAAAUGCAGUUCCACAUGGAUGAACAUGUAAAAAGAAAGUAUAGGUAGAAAAAGACCAACCAGUUGAAAUUUUAUAGGAAAUUUGAUUUUUCACAGUUUGUGCUUUGAAAAUUUGUACAUAAGAGAAGUAGAGAGUAAAAUUACUUAUAUGCUAUUUUAUUUAUUAUAGUGCUUUAAUUUUUUUGUAAAUACUUAAUGUUGAGAGUAUGACUGAUAAAUAUGUAAAUUGUCUGUUUCACACAUGAUUUGUUUGUUGUUUACAGUUGAGUAAGGGGAGAUAAUGCUGCAAAAAAAUUCUACAUGUAAAUAAAAUGUUUAUUUGUAUCUUUUAAGAUUCCAAACUUAAUGUGACUGUUGUGUAUUCAAUCAUUUGGUUCCCCGUCAAAUACCAUCUGACAUUGUAAGAAUGCUGUAGCUUGUCAGUGAAACACUUUAUAACUGUUAAUUAUAUUUUAUCAAUUUAAUAAGAUUAUUUAAUAUUUAAAUUCAAGGCAAAUUAUACAAAAGCUUACAGUGACUUUUUGAAAAAAAAAAACAGCUGACCAGAAGCUGAAUUUUGGGAAGAAAAUGAGAAAAAUAUGCUUAAUAGAAUAUCAAUGGAAAUUAAAAUAAAAAAGAUAACUGCAGCAUCAUCACAUUUUAUUUAGAAAAAAAAUAUUAUUGUUUUUACAUUGUUUCACAAUAUUUCCAAAUUUUUCUUAGAUACAAAGUAAGAAUUUACUAACUUUGUUCUCAAGGAUGGUUGACAAUAUAAACAGUUCCAAUUUUGCUGCACCAGAUGGGCAUUUUGACAAUUUAAUCUCUCUUUAAUUUAGAAAAAAUAAUACGUAGAAUUAUAACUCAUAUCAUUUGGAGCUUUUAAGCUUAUGAAAACACCCAAACCCAUCCUAAGACUCAUAAAAAAAUAAUUCAACUAUUUAUAUAAGAACAAUUUUAGUAACACACUUCAUUUGUGUUUAUUAGAUAAAGUUGAUAAUAAGAAAUACAAUCUGAGACUAAGAUAAUAAUCCCUCUAUAAAUAAAAACUUUUAUAACAUUAAAUAUAUAUCCGAUGGGAUUACUGUUUUAGGUUUUAAGAUUUUUUAAUUGCUCACUUUUCUCUCGGAAGCAAUGAGCGGCAAUCAAAAUAUUUAUCUAUUGUAAAUAAUUUCUAGGAAAACAUUCCUCACAAAUGCAGAACUUCAAGGUGUAAAAUUAUAUAAAAAAGUUUAAUAAACAUAUCAAUUAUUUGCUUUACAUUCCUUUGUUUUAUUGCUUCAUAGAUUUUAGAACUAUUGAGGAGAAAAUUUGAUUUUAGGAAUUAUUGAACUUUAGAUUGUAUACUGCAUGCGACAGUAAAAUGUUUACAAAAACAAUAUGAGACAAAUAUUGUGUAGAAGUGUGCAAUAAUUUUUCUUAUCUUUAUAAAUAAUUUUCUAUAGGCAAUAGCUAAACAAAAAAAAUGCUGAUUUCAAAAAUAUUUUUUUAAAGAAAUAUUAGUAUCAAAUUUGAAUAAAAAAUGAAAGGCAAUUUCAGUAUACUAACUGCAUUGGUAAGGAUAAACUUUUAAUUAAUAUGACAUUAUUUAGUCUUGUUUUUUACUUCCUUAUAGGGAUAACUUAGACUUAAUUGAAAUAAUUAAUAUUUAUACAUAAAUCAUCGUCAAUGUGAUAAUUGUUCAGUGUUGUGACUUUUUGUGUAUUUUUAUUUGUUCUGUGUACAUUGUUUUAACAGGUUGUAUGUAAAUAAUAUAUGACCACUGGUACAGUGGUGGGAUAAAAUUUGUUAUAAUGACAUAAACCCAAUUUUAACCUAUUCUAAUGGUUGUUUUUUUGAAACUAGCAAAACAACUUUUGAAUUAAUAAAUUCUUGUUUUGUAAUUAAGGUGUAAUAUACAUGAUAUAUUGUCAGUCAGGUUGGUAGGCAUUAUUUAUGAUAAAAAAUGGUUAAAAAGUUGUAAUGGCUUGACUGUUACUAUUUUAUCCAAGUCAGAUUGACUGAAAAAUAGAUUGUUUAGGGAUGCAUUUUGAAAUUAAAAGUAUAUUCCAUACAAACAAGAAAUGUGAAAAUUUAUGAUCAUUAAUUUCCUUUUUUGUGCAAUAGCUGAAUACAACAUUGUUUGCAUCUUAAAGUGAAAGACAUGCAUUUCGUUUUACAAAAGCUAGAGUUUGCUCCCAUUUUUCAAGUGUCAUGGUUACAUUUAACAUUACUUACAGCAUAAAGAAGUCUUUCGUUUGCUUUGUUACAUCUUUAUCAUUGCUACAUUUGUUAUUUAAAAGGUUGUUUUGUUUUUAAGCAGAGAAAACGUUUUUUAAAUGUGCUUGUUCCAGACCUGUUUCCAUUGAAAUUAGAUACAUUCAUUAAUAUACUACUUCAAAAAUGUGUUGUUAGAAAAAGAAAUAGAUUGUCGAUUUCACUAUUAAUUUAAAGAUUUGUAACACUUCUGUUUUCUGUCUUGAAGUUGAUACCAAAUUUUUUGUGAUAUUUAAUGUUCACUAUGUAUAAAGGUAUAGGAUCCUUCAAAAUCCUUCAAAAUUUUUGUUUCAGAUUAAAUUUAACUUGUAAGGUGUUUAUUCUUGUAACAAAUAAAGUACCAAAUUAAAGAAAAAAAACCUCAUUGAACAUUUUAUAGGUGAGAUAUAGAUUUAAAGUAAAAGGUGCAAAUUCUAUUUUUUUUUUAUUUUCCAGUUUAUUUUAUGUCUAGUUUACAAAUUUUCCAUAAUGAAAUACUUGUUUAGCAUUUCCUGAAUUUCUAAUCAAGUUAGAAUUGCAAAAUAUUCCCUAUGCAAAAAUUUGCAGGUACAUGUAUGAGGUGAAUAACAGACAAGAACACAAAAAUGUGAAAAUAAAAUCUUAUGAACAGGCACUGCAUUGGAAAUCACAAAAUUUAAACUUUGGGAAAAAAAAUUGUGUUUUUGUUAAUAUUUGUUUUAAUGAUCAGAAUUUAGAGAAUAAAAUUGCAAAGAAAAUUUCCUGCUGCACUUGAAACUUGUAAAACUUAAAUGAUAGAGGCUAAAUAUUUAUUUUGUUAUAUGAGUAUCAUAAUUUUUUAGAAGACAUUUUUAUGGCCGUUCUUUCUGUUAGUAUUUUUAAAUAAAUUAUCUACCUCCACAAUACUUGUAAAAAGCUAGAGAUAUAUAAUUACUUUCAAGCUGUCUGAUUUGAAUUGCCGUAAGGCAACAUUUGAAUAACUUGUAGUGAACAAAACCAAGCCAUGAUCUCUAUGUUACUAACAUUAUUGAUUUAUAAUUAUCUUUGAUAGCCUGUUCUUUUUGUUGUAUUAUUUUUCAGAAGUAAGGAAAAACUUCAGAUCAAAAUUGUUUCUUCUAGUUAAGAGGCAUGAUGUUAUUAUUAUUUUUUUUUACCAAAUAAACGAUAAUUUUGACAUUCAUUAUAUAAAAUUAUUUGAACUCUUCAGAACAUCAAUACAUGUACAUCAGUUAUUUUUAAAUUUAUUUGGGCCAAAAUUGCCAAAAUGGUCCCGUUCCAUUGAUAUAUUGAGAGUCAAUUGUAAAAGGUUAUUCUAUUACCAUGUUAGACUUAAUAUAGUCCUAUGUCCACACAAAGGUAUUGCUCUGUAAAAUUAUUAAGAAAAAAAAUGAAUAUUGUUAAAAUAUGCAUGUAUGAAGCAGUUCCCCCUUUUAGUUCAAACUGAAUGUCUUUUAAGGCACUGCAUAUUAAUAUUAGGUUGGAUAUGGUAUAACAGCUGUUGUUGACAGGAUGUACAUCUUUAGAAUGUGUGUGUCUUCCUGUUUCAAAUAAAAGUACUUUUCAAAA